AUGGGAUCUUCUCAUAGGUUUUCUUCUGCUCCUAUGGCAGACGUUAAAGGGAAAGGAAUUUUGUCUGAAGAUGAUGAUGAGCCUAUUUUGUUGGAGGAGGAUGACGGGUCUCAUACCAUUCGGGAGUUUCGUAUGUCCCUCAUUGGUAAAGUUCUGAACCCUAAGAAACAGAACGUUGAGAAGCUCAUCAAAGCAAUGCCUACUCAAUGGGGUCUGCAAGACAGAAUUACGGCAAAUGACCUUGGUAAUGGAAAGUUCUUGCUAAACUUUACAUCAGAAGUGGAUAUUCAGCAUGUUCUUAGUCAGGGACCUUUCCACUACAAUUUUUGUAUGUUUGUACUGGUUCGUUGGGAACCCGUAGUCCACGAUGAGUAUCCAUGGGUCAUCCCAUUCUGGGUAGAGGUCUCAGGAAUACCUCUGCACUACUGGACGGUGAGGAAUUUGAAGAAUAUUGGUAAGAAGCUUGGACACGUUGACACAAUUGAGUUAUCUGCGGGACGGCUGCUGGUGGAGGUUGACACAAGGAAGCCUUUGAUUUUCAAUAAGAAGGUGCAGUCUCCAGGAGGUGAUGAAGUCACCAUACAGUUCAAGUAUGAAAAGCUUUUUAAACACUGCUCACAUUGUGGAUUCCUGACACAUGAAGCUCAGAAUUGUCCUAAGAAGAUGGAAGAGCAAAGAUUACAGGCUAAGGAGGCUGGGGUUUUCUCUCGGGUUCAGCUUCCUUUUGAGCCAAACAAUCGCCAAUCUUUGUUGGCUGAUAGAACAGAGCGUGAUCGUUAUCACAGCUGGAAUGAUCGCAAACCUGUGUUGCGUAAUGAGCGUAGACCAGAGACUGUCAAAUCAUCGAGCUCUGAGAUUGCUUACAGACCGCGGGACGAUCGGUUUAUGCCUCGCUAUGACAGCGAUAGGGAUAACCGGGUUCAUAGAUCAGAGGACAAACGUGGACCUCAGCGUUAUAGUCGCAGAUACGCUCCGUAUGAGGUGAAGAAGACACAAACAUGGAGAGCAAAAGACGUCAGGGAUGUGGCCUCCCGACGUGAGCAGCGACAUGGUGGUAUAAUGCAGUCGGGUGGCUAUGAUGUCACUCAUGCUGAGGGGCUGUCAAUAGUGCAAGUUGAGUCCGAGCCAUCCGAGAUAGUUGGAACGUCUCGGAGUAGCGGAAGGAAAAUUGCAAGUACUAUUGUAACUCCAUCCCGAUUGCUUUCUAAUGAUGGCAACAUCACUUUCCGCGAUAGGGGUGAUCCUCGAGCUAUUACAUUCUCUCCUAUGGGGAAUGAUGGUUAUAAGGAGGAUUUGGAAAGAGGUCAGAUAAUAGGUGCAUUGCAGGAUAUGGAGAUUGUCGAGCCCGACGGUGUGGUGGUGCAUCAACAAGAGCAAAACAACGAUAUGGAGGUGUGGAAUGAGCAAGCGGAUGAUUUAAUUGGAGAGGAGCUGGAAGAAAUGGAAGAAGAUGCUGUGUCUCAAGACGCUCCGGAAAGUGGAGUUCCUCCGUCGAGGUUCUCCAAGGAAGCAUGGUGUCUCCUCCUCGGGGGAUCCAGAACACAAAAAACACAAUCGUCACACCAGUUCGAGGAAAGGACGAACGUUUCAUCACGAUGCUAA
Messenger RNA from Brassica napus (rape), 1602 nucleotides. RefSeq lists its product as uncharacterized. The transcript is spliced from 2 exons. Bases 1 to 1602 code for a protein of 533 amino acids. The record is from RefSeq and is a predicted model, not a curated record. NCBI's taxonomy places the organism in Eukaryota, Viridiplantae, Streptophyta, Magnoliopsida, Brassicales, Brassicaceae.